Molecule: messenger RNA, 1668 nt
Organism: Angiostrongylus costaricensis
Lineage: Eukaryota; Metazoa; Nematoda; Chromadorea; Rhabditida; Metastrongylidae
Source: the annotation of a GenBank genome assembly
AUGGUACCGUUGACUUAUAGGACUACUCGUCGGAAACGGUGUUCGUGCGGAUGCAGUGGAUGUGAUAUAUUCCCUGGUCGAGCUUGCUGUAGCAGUGAAUGCUGUAGCAGUGCACCACUACCGCUAGCUUGCUGCCCACCUCCACCUCCUCCGAAACCAUGCUGUCAACCAGCCUACGGUCCGUGUUGUCCAGCUACGCCUAACUGUUGUCCGAAUCCUUGCUGUAGGUGGGACGCACUUUCUUCUCAACCACCGUCCAAUUCAAAUAAACAACUCCAAAGCUACAAACUGUGUAGGAAGGAUUUGUCGCCUUACAAUUUCAAAUGUUCAGAUUGUGGAUGCGCCCGACCGUGUUGUUACUAUCAGAAUCCAAGCUGUUGUAAUCAAGGAAAACCAUGCUGUCCACCACCACUUCCGUGUUGUCCCGUCAUUCCUCUACCAACUUUGAAUUGUUUGGCUACCGUACCUCCUUGCCUACGCGCAUGCCCCAAGUGUCCUUGUCGUAAACGAAUAAUGUUGGGGAAACGUUCUAAACGUCAUGAUGCGUUGCACUGUCAACCAGGUAUUCAGCAGCCACCACGGGCCGGUCGGCUAUACGAACAGAAUCGUGCACGAAGAGUAAAACGUGGCGGAUGUGCCAUCUGUAUUGAUGGACGUCCAAUCAUCAAGCGAAGUAAACGAUCACUGGAUUGUGUUCGUUGCACUUACCUUCAACCAACAGUUAGCGCCAACAAUCCGUUUGCCGUUCAAUUGCCACCGAUGUCUCCAGUCGGCAUACUUCCGCCGCAUCUUAGACAGAAAAGAGCAGGAUGUCUUCCACAUCCUGAGUGUAUGCUGGCGCCUCGUCGUGUGAGAAGAAACAUCGAGUCUCAAUACUGUGAACCGUGUAGCGGAGGAUACUACGGAAGGAAGAAACGAGAAGUUGAACGAGAUAAAUGCCUUCGACGUGAUAAGCGCUCCACCAGUGCCGAAUGUGAAGUUGAUGAAUUUCUCGUUACUCGUAUGAAGCGACAAGCAUACAAUCCAAGUGGAAUAUUGGAUAUUGUGAAAGUUCUAAGCAAAACUAUGGCAUCAGAAGCCGGUCCCAGUGGUUGCGUGAAAUUUCCGGCAUGUAUCCUCGCUAAACGAAAGCGAAGAAAGCGACACGCGGAGAGAACGGAGCAUUACCAUAAGGCUAAGUCGUUAGUUCCACCCCUUUUACUUGCUUGUGUUCCGUGCCCAGCUUGGGUCACUCUGGCACUAGCCAGCCGAAAGAAGAGAUCCACCAAUUCUUCUAAUGAGCUCGAGGAUGACGAGGACGACGACGAAUCUCCUCGUCGUAAACAAGGCACAUGUGACCAGACCGAUGAUUGUCUAAAUGAAGUCGAAUAUGCCAUCUUCAAAAAAGUCUACCACAACACACGCGUUAAAAGAGAGAUAUUUCGUCGUAGAAAAUGCGAACGAUGCGGAAGUGGAUCAGGUGGAAAACGUGUGAAGAGGAAUUUCGGAGAACCAACAAUCAACGCAUCGGAGCAGAGUUGCAUUGCUUUUCCACAAUGUCGACAUCGAGUGAAAAGAAAUCUAUUGUUUCAAGAUUGCAACAUUUGUACCCCUAAUAUCAAUCGAAAGAGAAAGAAGCGAGAUCUUGGUUUACCUCAAUGCUAUCCUUGUCGUGGAACGAUGGCUUAG